Purpureocillium takamizusanense is the source of this 2969-nucleotide messenger RNA. RefSeq lists its product as uncharacterized. Gene Ontology annotation, molecular function: transmembrane transporter activity. NCBI's taxonomy places the organism in Eukaryota, Fungi, Ascomycota, Sordariomycetes, Hypocreales, Ophiocordycipitaceae. Gene Ontology annotation, cellular component: membrane. Bases 975 to 2780 code for a protein of 601 amino acids. Gene Ontology annotation, biological process: amino acid transport; transmembrane transport. The transcript has a single exon. The record is from RefSeq and is a predicted model, not a curated record.
CGCGUCCGUCGUCAUUUGUCGAACCUCGCCCGCCCGUGACUUUCUCGUGUGGCGUCGCAGGGCCUGGGGGGGUCCGUCGGUCAGUCAUUCAAUCUGCCGUCUCUGCCGCUUUCCCCCCACCCCCGGCCUUGUCCCCGCGUCUCUGAUCUCUGAACCGGGGAGAGGGGGGCGUUGACGAACUGCCAGUAGUGCCAAAGUACGUAGUACGUUGACCUCGUACGCACUACGUCUUGCGACUGCGCCGGGCCUUGGCUGGAAGUUGAGCUGCUCCUCCUCCUCCUCUUCCACCCCAGACGUCGAUCAGGACUGGACGUGGCGGUCCAUUCCGUACCUACGCAGCCAUCAAUCAAUUCAGCCAGCCAGCCCGCCAGCCCGACCCCGGACCUGGACCUGGAGCGAGGCCAGAUAGCUCAACGGUCUGGUGGCUGCCUCCAGUCUCCUCGAGCUGUGUGGCCUGGUACAUGUACUAUCAAUCUGCUGCUGCUGCCCCGGGUAGUACAAAGUGCCAGCUCUCCUCCCACCAGUCAACCCAGACAACAAACGACGACUUGCACUGGAAAGACGUGUCCCUUAUCUGCAGCAAGUCGCGCACGCCGGAUCGACCAAACGUCUCACCCCAGCCAGCAAACUAUUCCCUCAUCACUCACAUACGCACACACACACACACACACACAUACAUAAACACUCCUCAGUAAUCGCUCUGCAUAUAUUACCUACCACGUACAAGCUCUCUGGUCUCUGCGCGCCUAUCCAUUGGCACAAGCUUUGCUGCCCCUCAAACCUUGAUCACACUUUGUCACAUCACAUUUUUCUUUUCACGGGCUUUUUUAUAUAAUUUGAUGUCGAGCUCUGUGCUGCCUCGCCUCCGUUAACUCUCUUUCCAUCAACUCUUGGAUAUCAUCCCCCGUCUCAUCAGCAGACACCCGCCCUCAGAGAAUGACAGCGGCCUCUACUCUCUACUACAAAGCCAUCACAUGGACCGAGUCAAAAUCCAGCUUGCCGGACCCUCCUCCGCCGGCGCCAUGAGCAGCAGCGGCGGCGGCAAUAAUGUCGACAACAUGAACAGCGGCGGCAUCGGCGGUGAUGAUAACAACAACAAUGCCGUCCACGCCAUGCAUCCCACCACCAGCAACACCAACAUGAGCGACCUCGGCCCCUCCAAGACGCUCGACACGCUCGACCAGGCCGUCCGCGACGCCAACGACCUCGCCGCCCUCGGGCACGCGCAGUCGCUCUCGCGCAAGUUCUCCAUCUGGUCCAUGCUCGCCCUCGCCUUCUGCGUCCUCGGCACCUGGUCCACCAUGGCGCAGGGCCUCACCAACGGCCUCACCAACGGCGGGCCCGUCGCCAUCCUCUGGGGCCUCUGCCUCGUCACCUUUUGCAACACGUGCGUCGCCGUCUCCCUCGGCGAGCUCUGCAGCAGCAUGCCCACCGCCCUCGGCCAGGCCUACUGGAUCGCCCAGCUCUGGAACACGCCCGCCGGUCGCUUCGCCAGCUACCUCUGCGCCUGGAUCAACACCUUCGGCUGGUGGACCCUCACCGCCAGCCAGAUCGCCUUCAUGACCGACUUCCUCCUCGCCAUGAAGGUCAUGUUCGACGAGGACUGGGACGGCGCCGCCAAGGGCUGGCUGCGGUUCCUCGUCUACGUCGCCAUGACGGCCGCCUUCACCCUCUUCAACCACCUCGCCUGCCGUAAGGACGCCGUCCUCCCCGUCUUCAACAAGUUUGUCGGCGUCUGGUUCGUCGCCCUCUUCUUCGCCUUUGGCCUCGCCCUGCCCAUCAGCGUCGCCACCAAGCCCGACCUGUCCUUCCAGAGGGCCAGCUUUGUCUUCGGCAAGUGGCUCAACCAGACGGGCUGGUCCGACGGCGUCACCUGGUUCCUCGGCCUCGUCCAGGGCGCCUACGGCCUCACCGCCUUCGACUCCGUCAUCCACAUGGUCGAGGAGAUCCCCGCGCCGCGCCGCAACGCCCCGCGCACCAUGUACCUGGCCGUGCUGUUUGGCGCCCUCUCGGGCUUCCUCUUCAUGAUUGUCUGCCUCUUUUGCAUCCAGGACAUUGACCGGCUCAUGGACUCGCCCACGGGCAUCCCCUUUAUCGAAAUCACCCAGUCCACCGUCGGCCCGACGGGCGCCGGCGUCCUCAUCGGCCUCUUCGUCUUCAACGGCGUCGGCCAGGGCAUCAGCGUCCUGACCUCGUCGUCGCGCCUCACCUGGAGCUUCGCCCGCGACGGCGGCAUCCCCUUUGGCGCCUACUUUGCCCACGUCGACCCCGUCUGGAAGGUCCCCGGCCGCGCCCUCUGGCUGCAGGCCGGCAUCAUCGCCCUCGUCGGCGUCCUCUACCUCUUCGCCAACACCGUCCUGCAGGCCAUCCUCAGCGUCAGCACCAUCGCCCUGACCGUCUCCUACGCCAUGCCCAUCCUGACCCUCGCCCUCGUCGGCCGCGGCAAGCUGCCCCGCGGAGAGUUCUCCCUGGGCGGCUUCGGCCCCACCGUCAACUGGAUCUCCAUCGUCUACUGCGUCGUCACCACCGUCUUCUUCUUCUUCCCCACGAACCCGAGCCCCGCCCCCAGCGACAUGAACUACGCCAUUGCCGUGUUCGGCGUCAUGAUGGUCGUCGCCGUCGGCUUCUGGUUCAUCCAGGGCCGCAAGACGUUCAUGGAGAUUAGCGAGAUGACCGAGCACAUCUUGUACGCGCAGACGGCUACCGAGGGCGAGGUGUCGACCGAGGCGGAGACUAUUGUUGUGGCGCAGGGUGCGGACUUUAAGAAGACGGGCCCUUAGUUGAGUGCGCGUCAAGGCGUGAUUCCAGGCACAGGCAGUUGAGCGGGGGAGGAAGAGUUGAAGUGCAGAGACUGAACAUAUGUAAUGAGCGGCGUUUCAUGUUCCGCCACAAGCCUUGUCCAUACAACAUGAAUUCACUAGUGUCUGCUCUCACGCGGUUCGUGUUGCUAGCCAGCACCCAUUCAUUGC